This is a messenger RNA of Anoplophora glabripennis (Asian longhorned beetle), 1166 nucleotides long. RefSeq names its product adenosine deaminase-like protein (gene Ada). The transcript has 4 exons. Gene Ontology annotation, biological process: adenosine catabolic process; inosine biosynthetic process. The coding region runs from base 96 to 1133 and encodes 345 amino acids. Lineage: Eukaryota; Metazoa; Arthropoda; Insecta; Coleoptera; Cerambycidae. Gene Ontology annotation, molecular function: adenosine deaminase activity. The record is from RefSeq and is a predicted model, not a curated record.
GGAAGCACGUUGCUUUGUUUUGAUUGUCAAAUGUUGUGUGCACUAACUCUAAUUGCCCGAAAAAUAACAUUUGAAAUAUUGCUUGUCUUCCUGCAAUGACCACGAAAUCAACAAUAUAUCAGUUUUGCAGAGCUCUACCAAAAAUUGAGCUGCACGCCCACUUAAAUGGAUCUCUAAGUAUGAGCAUUCUAACAGAACUAGGAUGUAUGGACACAUCAAUCGUAAGGUACAUGAAUCUAACAGAUAUUCUAAACAAAAAAGAAAGAGCCCUAGACGAAUGUUUUAAAUUAUUCAAGGUAGCUCAUGAUGCUACGAAUACUCCAGACAGUGUGUACAUAGCCACAAAGAGAGUAAUUGAAGAAUUUGAUCAUGACAAUGUGAUGUAUUUAGAAUUGAGAACCACACCUAGGUCUGAGGAAAACAUGAGCAAACAGGAAUACAUUGAAUCAGUUAUCAAGGCAAUAAAAGAAAAUGACAAAAAUAUUACCGUAAAACUGAUAUUAUCGAUAAACAGAAGCCAUGAUAUGAAGAACUCCCAGGAAUCAUUAGAAGUUAUUUUGAAUAUGAAAAAAAUUUUUCCCGAUAUAAUAAAAGGAAUAGACUUAAGUGGCAAUCCAAAUGUUGGGAAAUUUGAAGCUGCCAUCUUUAAAACAGCUAAGGAAAAUAGCUUAUAUACUACCAUCCACUGUGCCGAGGUUAAAAAUGAUGAAGAAGUGAAAGAUAUUUUGAAUUUUGGCCCUGAUCGUCUCGGACAUGCUACUUUUUUGCAUCCACGUUAUGAUGGGUGUCAGGAAAAUUGGCAACUGUAUUGUGAGAAAAGAAUCCCAAUAGAAUGUUGUAUGACAUCCAAUGUUAUAUGUGGAACUUCUGAAAGCUAUAAAAAACAUCACAUACAGGAAUGGAUAAAGAAUGGAUUACCGUUCUGUAUUAGCACCGAUGAUAAAGGUGUCUUUUGUACAUCACUCUCCGAAGAAUACGAAUACGCUAACGAGUUCUUUGAUUUAUCAAAGGAAGAUAUGUGGAAAGUGUCAUUAAAUGCGGUAGAUUACUCUUUUGCGUCCAAUGCAGAAAAACUGCUUUAUAAAUCCAAACUGAACGAGUGGAAAAGAGAUAAUGAAAAUUUGUUCUUAUGAUUUUUUGUCAUAACAGAAUAGAUAAGUACUUUA